AUGGCGUCACCUGAGCCGCAUUCGGAAGCGGCAACUGGGACGCCGGCAGAUGACGUCGAGAUCUCUCGACGCUAUCGGAGACUUCUGACGCGCUCGGUUCGGCGUCAACGCCGUCGCUCCGGCGGGUUGGCGGUACGCAAUCAGAGUUUAAUCAAGGCCGACGGGCGCAUCUGCGGGCGGUGCCGGGCGCGGCUAAUUGAGCGGAAGGGCACCGUAGGGCGGGCAGAGUGCCGCCGUGACGUCUCAAUUAACCCCAUCGCUGCUGGAAACGCACGGAGCCCACAGACGUGCCGGGCAGCCGUAUUGAUGCGAAUGAACUGUCAAAAAUGGCGGGAAGCCUUUCUUAUCCUUAGUAAUCCUUAC
Molecule: messenger RNA, 363 nt
Organism: Iphiclides podalirius (scarce swallowtail)
Lineage: Eukaryota; Metazoa; Arthropoda; Insecta; Lepidoptera; Papilionidae
Source: the annotation of a GenBank genome assembly